AUGAUGUUGAACCAAACAGCACCACCUUCACAACAACAAACAAUCUAUAUGUCGAAUUCAAAUCUAUCAGAUAAUCAAAUGAUGAAUACAUCUACAAAUUCAUCGUCAACAAAUCUGACAAUGAAUUCUGUUCAAUCAAAUUUAUUUAAUCAUCAAAUAAGUGCUUAUAAAUAUCUUAUACGUAAUCAAACUGUACCUGAACAACAUCUUAUGGUUAUUAAACGUAGUCAACAACAACAACAACAACAACAAUUUUAUCCUCCAAAUGCUGUUAUUACAAAGCAAUCACCUAAUCCAUCCGUUGAUAAUCGUUAUAAUUCACCAGUUAAUGCUCCAAAACCACCAAUAAAUGGUUCAAAUCCACGUUUUCAAACACCACAAAAUUAUUAUCCAUCUGUUCAAGUUAAUGGAAAUACAAAUAUUAAUUAUCAAACAGGAACUGUUCAAGCUUCAACAAAUAUUAUUAAUCAAACACCAUCAAUAACUGAGAAUGUUUUAACAAAUGUUUCAAGUGUAUCACUUCCUUCAACUAAUACAACAACAACUAUAGCACCAUCAUCAUCAUCAUCAACAACAACAACAACUGCAGCAGUAGCAACAACAACAAAUCGUAUGAAUAAUCUUCGCUUAACACCAAUACAAAAACCAACUGGUCUUGAUAUACAAGAAGUUCUUGUUGAACGUGAUCUUCGUAUUCAACAUAAUAUAGUUAUACGUAUAAAUGAACUUGAAAAACUUCUACCAACUUUAAUACAAGAUGAUCUACGCAUGAGAGCUAUGAUUGAACUUAAAGCACUUAAAUUAUUAAAUUUUCAAAGACAGCUGCGUACUGAAGUCGUAACAUGUAUGCGUUUGGAUUCAAGUCUUGAAACCGGUAAUAAUCCACGUUUAUAUAAACGUUCAAAACAAUUUGGUAUGCGUGAAGCACGUGCAACAGAAAAAUUAGAAAAACAACAAAAAGCUGAAAUUGAUCGUAAACGUCGUCAAAAACAUCAAGAAUAUUUAACAGCUGUAUUAACAGUUGCACGUGAAUUUAAAGAAUUUCAUAAAUCUGUACAAUUAAAAACAAAUAAAUUAGCACGUUCAAUAUUAUCAUGGCAUCAAAAUACAGAACGUGAACAAAAAAAAGAACAAGAAAAACGUGAACGUGAACGUAUGCGUCGUUUAAUGAAUGAAGAUGAAGAUGGUUAUAGAAAAUUAAUUGAUGAAAAAAAAGAUAAACGUUUAGCUUAUUUAUUAUCACAAACAGAUGCAUAUAUAAUAAGUUUAGUUAAUCUUGUUAAAGAACAUCAAAAUGAUUUAAGAAGAAAAAAAAUAGAAAGAAAACAAACUUUUAGUGAUAAUAAUAAUCAUCAAAUAAAAGAUGAUAAUAAAUCAUUACAUAUUAAAGUUAAAAAUUUAAUAACAGGUGAAAUUAAAGAAGGUUUUGAUGCACCAUUAUCAUCAGAAUUAGAUAUAUGGUUAGAAAAAAAUCCUGAUUGGCAACCUUUACCAAGAGAUAUAAGUGAUGAUGAAGAUGAUGAUACAACACGUUUACCUGAAACAACAAAUCCAAUACCAAUACCAACACCUGAUGAACAAGAAAAAGGUGUUGUUGAAGAUGAUAAUGUUGUUAAAGAAGUUUUAACAAAAGCUAAACAAGCGACAGAAGAUGAUGAAUAUCAUACAUCAUCACUUGAUUCAUAUUAUGCUGUUGCACAUCGUGUUAGAGAACGUGUUGUUCAACAAUCAGCAUUACUUGUUGGAGGUAUGCUUAAACCAUAUCAAAUACAAGGUUUAGAAUGGCUUGUUUCAUUAUAUAAUAAUAAUCUUAAUGGAAUUCUUGCCGAUGAAAUGGGUCUCGGAAAGGUAAAGUAUUUUUUUGUUUUUGUCGAAAGAUUUUUGCAAAUAAAAACAAUCUCUCUUCAAACAUUUUCUUCGGAUUUUAAUAAUAUAUUUUGUGUAUAUAUACUAAUGUCCGCGCCAGAAUAA
Molecule: messenger RNA, 1971 nt
Organism: Rotaria sp. Silwood2
Lineage: Eukaryota; Metazoa; Rotifera; Eurotatoria; Philodinida; Philodinidae
Source: the annotation of a GenBank genome assembly